AUGGCAGCCAACUCAGACGCGGCCAAGCCGGUCAUCAUGAAUGAGGAGGAGCUGAAGAGAAAGCAGCGGGAGAAGCUGAAGAAGUUGCAAGCCACAGGCGGCAACCCGAGACCUGCCAGAUCCCUCUUCUUCUUCACUCUUAAAAACCCCUUCCGCAAGGCCUGCAUCAACAUAGUGGAGUGGAAAACCUUUGAGAUCAUCAUAUUAUUGACCAUCUUUGCAAACUGUGUAGCACUGGCUGUGUUCCUGCCCAUGCCUGAAGAAGAUAGCAAUAACACCAAUUCCAGUUUGGAGAGUCUCGAGUACAUCUUCUUGGUCAUCUUCACGUUAGAGUGCUUUCUGAAGAUAGUGGCAUAUGGGUUUGUGUUCCAUGAAGGUGCAUAUUUACGGAACUGCUGGAACAUAUUGGAUUUUGUCAUCGUCUUCAUGGGUCUCGUCACCUUUGCCUUGGAUACCAUCAAUACGAUAGCAGGUGUUCCAAUGGAAAAAGGAGGAGGCUUUGACAUGAAGGCGCUGAGGGCCUUCAGGGUCUUGCGUCCCUUACGUCUUGUCUCUGGAGUCCCCAGCCUGCAGGUGGUGAUGAACUCCAUCCUCAAAGCCAUGCUACCUCUUUUGCACAUCGCCCUGCUGGUCUUCUUAUUGGUCACCAUUUACGCCAUCAUGGGAUUGGAGCUCUUCAAGUGCAAAAUGCACAAAACCUGCUACUACACGGAUACAAACAUCUAUUCAACAGCAGAGGGGGAGACGCCCGCACCUUGUGCUCAGGCCGGUAACGGACGCCGCUGCAUGAUCAAUGGCUCCGAGUGUCGACCGGGCUGGGAAGGUCCCAACAAUGGCAUUACCCACUUUGAUAACAUCGGCUUCGCUAUGCUUACGGUCUACCAGUGUAUAACUAUGGAGGGAUGGACUAAAGUUCUCUACUGGAUAAACGAUGCCAUAGGAAAUGAAUGGCCUUGGGUCUAUUUUGUUCCACUCAUUCUUGUGGGCUCCUUCUUUGUGCUCAAUUUGGUUCUGGGCGUGCUCAGUGGAGAGUUUACCAAAGAGCGGGAGAAAGCCAGAUCCCGAGGAGAAUUCCAGAAGUUGCGGGAGCGUCAGCAGCUAGAUGAGGACCUGCACGGCUACAUGGAGUGGAUCACCCACGCCGAGGUCCUGGAUGCUGACAGGGAGGGCAAAGGUCUUCUGCCUUUGACCAGUGGAGAUUCUGACACUGACAGCCUGUACAACCUGGAGGGCAAGAGUCGAGUCAUCUACUACUAUCGCUUGGCUCGUCGUUGGAACCGCUUCUGCAGGAUGAAGUGUCUGGUUUACGUGAAAACCAGAGGUUUUUACUGGCUGGUGAUGUUCCUCGUCCUCCUCAACACGUUGACCAUAGCGACUGAGCACCACCACCAGCCGGCUACGCUCACUACUCUCCAAGAUGUGGCGAGUCGUGUCCUCCUGAUGCUCUUUGUCAUCGAGAUGUUUGUGAAAAUGUACGCUCUGGGUCCCAGGGCGUAUUACAUGUCACUGUUCAACCGUUUUGACUUCUUCGUGGUGCUUUGCGGUAUCCUGGAGAUGAUCAUGUUGUCGGUUGGAGAGGUGACACCCCUGGGUUUCUCUGUACUCAGGUGUAUUCGGCUUCUGAGGAUCCUUAAAGUCACAAAGUAUUGGACGUCUCUAAGUAACCUUGUAGCCUCUCUGCUCAACUCUGUGCGCUCCAUCGCCUCCCUGCUCCUCCUCCUCUUCCUCUUCAUCGUCAUCUUUUCACUGCUGGGCAUGCAGGUUUUUGGGGGCAAAUUCAACUUCCUCGACCACAGACCCAGACGAAGUAACUUUGACAACUUCCCUCAGGCCCUCAUUAGCGUUUUCCAGAUCUUAACAGGGGAGGAAUGGACCGCCAUCAUGAACAAUGGCAUUAUGGCCUACGGCGGACCAGUUUUCCCUGGGAUUCUGGUUGCCAUCUACUUCAUCGUCCUCUUCGUCUGUGGAAACUACAUUCUUCUCAACGUCUUCUUGGCCAUCGCAGUCGACAACCUUGCAGAGGCUGAGAGUCUGACCUCAGCUCAGAAGGAAAAGGCAGAGGAGAAGAUGAGGAGGAAACUGUUACGCUCCAAAAUGCCUGACAAGACAGAUGAGGAGAGGGAGAGAAUCUCGAAGAAACUGGCUGAGCAGAGAGCCAAGAUGGAGGGCAUGCCGACCACAGCCAAGCUCAAAAUUGAUGAGUUUGAGUCCAAUGUCAAUGAAGUGAAAGACCCUUUCCCCCCUGCAGACUUUCCAGGUGACGAUGAGGAGGAGGAGCCUGAAAUCCCCAUCAGCCCUCGGCCGCGACCCAUGGCUGACCUGCAGUUGAAGGAGGAAGCUGUUCCGUUGCCCGAAGCCAGCUCUUUUUUCAUCUUCGGCCCACAAAACAAGUUCCGUAAACUGUGCUACAAGAUCAUCAACGCCUCCUCUUUUACUAAUCUAAUCCUGCUGUUCAUCCUGCUGUCCUCCAUUUCCCUGGCAGCCGAGGACCCCAUUGAUCCCAAUUCUUAUAGAAACCAGAUCUUGGCCUAUGCUGAUAUUGUCUUCACAACUGUGUUCACCAUUGAGAUUGUACUAAAGAUGACAGUUUACGGCGCAUUCAUGCACGAGGGCUCAUUCUGUCGCAACUCCUUCAACAUCCUGGAUCUGAUUGUGGUUGGAGUCUCCCUGCUCUCAAUGGGCAUGGAAUCCAGUGCCAUCUCUGUGGUGAAGAUUCUCAGGGUGCUCAGGGUGCUGAGGCCUCUCAGGGCAAUCAAUCGAGCUAAAGGCUUAAAGCAUGUGGUCCAGUGUGUAUUUGUGGCCAUCAAAACCAUCGGAAACAUAGUCCUGGUCACCAUGCUGCUAAAUUUCAUGUUUGCCUGCAUAGGCGUGCAACUUUUUAAGGGGAAAUUUUAUAGCUGCACAGACCCGUCCAAAAUAACAGAGGAGGAAUGCCAGGGAUUCUUCAUCAAGCACAUAGAGAAUUCUCUACAGGACACAGUGUUGGCCAAACGGGAGUGGCUCAACAAUGACUUCAAUUUUGACAAUGUGCUCUAUGGCAUGCUGGCUCUCUUUACCGUUUCCACAUUUGAGGGCUGGCCAAAACUCUUGUAUAGAGCCAUAGACUCGGACCAAGAAGACAUGGGGCCCGUCUUCAACAACAGGGUGGACGUCUCCAUCUACUUCAUCAUCUACAUCAUCCUCAUUGCCUUCUUCAUGAUGAACAUCUUUGUGGGCUUUGUCAUCGUCACAUUCCAGGAGCAAGGCGAGCAGGAGUACAAGGACUGUGAGCUGGACAAGAACCAGCGCCAGUGUGUGCAGUACGCCUUGAAGGCUCGACCGCUGAGGUGCUACAUCCCAAAAAACCCAUACCAGUACAGAGUUUGGUACAUCGUUACCUCCUGCUACUUUGAGUACCUCAUGUUCUUCCUGAUUAUGCUCAACACUUUGUGUCUGGGGAUGCAGCACUGUAACCAGUCAGACCAUGUGACCAAGCUUUCGGACAUUCUCAACUUGAUCUUCACUGUGCUCUUCACUGUUGAGAUGAUUCUCAAGCUCAUGGCCUUCAAAGCAAAGGGUUACUUUGGAGACCCCUGGAACGUGUUUGAUUUCAUCAUUGUUAUCGGCAGCGUUGUUGAUGUCAUCCUGAGUGAAGUGGACAGCGCCCUAGCUGCCAGUGGAGGACUGUAUUGUCUCCAAGGCUGUGCUGACACAAAUCCCAUGCAAGCAAUCGCAGCUUCAGAAAAUGCCUCCGUUUCCAUCACGUUUUUCCGACUCUUCCGUGUCAUGCGCCUGGUAAAACUGCUGAACCGCUCUGAGGGCAUCCGGAACCUACUGUGGACCUUCAUCAAGUCCUUCCAGGCUCUUCCCCAUGUGGCUCUGCUCAUCGUCAUGCUCUUCUUUAUAUACGCGGUUAUUGGGAUGCAGAUUUUCGGAAAGAUCGCCUUAGUGGACGGCACCGAAAUCAACCGCAACAAUAACUUCCAGACGUUCCCUCAGGCGGUACUUAUGUUAUUCCGAUGUGCUACUGGGGAAGGUUGGGAGGAAGUAAUGAUGGCAUCAAUGUAUGGAAAGAAGUGCGACCCCAAGUCUGACUUCCAGCCGGGAGAGGAGAACACUUGCGGCUCCAACUUUGCCGUCUUCUACUUCCUCAGCUUCUACUGUCUCUGUGCCUUUCUGAUCCUCAACCUGUUUGUUGCUGUCAUCAUGGACAAUUUCGACUACCUGACGCGUGAUUGGUCACUGCUCGGGCCGCACCACCUGGAUGAGUUUAAGAAGAUUUGGGCUGAAUAUGAUCCUGAGGCUACAGGCAGAAUUAAGCAUCUGGACGUCGUGACUCUGCUGAGACGCAUCCAGCCUCCUCUGGGCUUUGGCAAGUUCUGUCCUCAUCGCGCAGCCUGCAAGCGCUUGGUUGGCAUGAACAUGCUACUCAACAGUGAUGGAACUGUCACCUUCAAUGCCACGCUCUUUUCUCUGGUUAGGACAGCACUCAAGAUCAAAACAGAAGGAAACUUUGAGCAGGCCAACGAGGAACUUCGAGCGAUCAUCAAGGCGAUCUGGAAGCGCACAAGCAUGAAGUUGUUGGAUCAGGUCAUCCCUCCAAUAGGCGAUGAUGAGGUCACUGUGGGAAAAUUCUACGCCACUUUCCUGCUCCAGGAUCAUUUCCGUAAGUUCCUGAAGCGCCAGGAAGAGUACUACGGAUACCGGCCUACCAAGAAGAACGCUUCUGGCCCCGAGAUCCAGGCGGGUCUGAGGAGUAUUGAGGAUGAGGUGACUGCAGAAAUGCACAGGGCUAUUUCUGGAGACCUGCAGAAUGACGAAGAAUUGGACAGAGCCAUGGAGGAGGCUGGAGAGGAGCAUAUUUACCAGCGCAGACACGGCUUGUUUGGGAAUCGGGUAGAAGCAUUCUCAACUGAGAACGCCAACGCUCAGCCGCCGCAUAUGACCAACCAGAGGCCCCUCAAGUUCUUGGAAAACCAGCCCGAGUCGUCACUGAUCUCCUCUGCCGUAGAGCCCAUCACAGACUUUCUACCGACAACGGCCCCCAAAAGCAACACGAACAACAACGCCUUUGCAGAAUUGUCAUUGAAAAGAGAAGGCAGUCCUGAAGAACUUGACAGUCCCAGUGAGGAUGCAGAGACGGACAACCUUCACUCCUGGGACUUCACAGUGAGAACAGACAGAACCCAGUUCCCAUACGAACCAAGGCUCAGUGACAGUCCGAAUUCUGCUGAUCAUGAAGUUAAGAAUGAGAUGGCCGACGACGUGCACACCACAAUAGAAGACUUGGAAGGCGCAGCCCGGGCUAUCCUCAAGAAGAACCGACGCAUCCCCAUGCCUCCCCGCACCUCUGUUGAGCCCCCCCAGAAAACAGAGCAGCCAGACCCUGUGAGGAGGAAGAGACGUCCUGUUCCCACAACUCCCUCCGCUCAUGGUCAGCACAGGACGGAGCCACAUGAGGCCGACUCGAACGUUUAGAGACAUACACACAUGGUCACAUGGUUGCCUGACUUUUUUAGGCAGGUGGCGCCAUCCUUAAAGGCAGGUUGGCCAAGACUUCAAAUAAAAUGUGGUUGAAACACAUUCUUAAACAACUAUUAGGUCUAAUUGAAACUGGAAGAUUAUUUUCUUCAUAGAAUUCCAAGUGGUCAUGAUCGGAAAUUCGGCUGUGUUCUGUGUCUUGUAUGAAAAUUAGAGAAAAGGCCUGCCAAAAGACAAAUCAAGUGUUUACAUGCUGCAUUCAUUUGCAGUUUUUAGUUUUUAAUGGUGGCCAGCCCAAAUGUCAAUGAUUCAAUCACUGGGGUGAGUGAAUCGGCAUCAGUACAAAUCACAUUUAUUUAUAGGAAUUCUGCUGUUUCAAACAUAAUAAUACUCUUGAUUGACAUUGUUAGAGAGGUAUUGAUUUAACAAUGGUAAUUAUUGUGGUUGUAAUUAACAGCAUUGUACUGAAAACUGAUCGCACGAGGAUGGAGCCAAUGUAUGGAACCUCCCUGUGAACAAUUACAGAAAUUAUAAACAUACAGUGUAACCUUCAACGUGGAACAUGAUCUUUCUGUGACACUGGUUGACUUCCAAGUUCUGAUUUCUAAACAUUUCUACACAACAGAUAAUGCAAGGUUAAGUCAUUCAUUGCAGCCUUAAACCAUCAUAAAAAUAUUUAUGAACCGUACGGGCGAUGUUUGACAAUAUUUUAACAUUCAUUCAAGUUAUAGUAGUAAAAGUACUCAAAAAGAUGGCUAAAUGUGCCAUUUAUUGGUAAUCUUCUGUGGUCAUUUUCAUGUUAGUCAUUAUGCAAUAUGCGUUCAGUUGGUAUCUGCUUGGUAAAAUACCUUUGUGAAUGUAGUUCAAGUGUUCAAACACAAAACCAGACCUCCAUUUUUGUGUGUGUGAAUUGAGUAUGUAUUUAAUGUUUGUUUUUUUCCCCUGGUUACAGGUUA
Messenger RNA from Phycodurus eques (leafy seadragon), 6416 nucleotides. Its product is annotated as dihydropyridine-sensitive L-type skeletal muscle calcium channel subunit alpha-1-like. Gene Ontology annotation, molecular function: high voltage-gated calcium channel activity; calcium ion binding. Bases 1 to 5457 code for a protein of 1818 amino acids. The record is from RefSeq and is a predicted model, not a curated record. Gene Ontology annotation, biological process: calcium ion import across plasma membrane. Lineage: Eukaryota; Metazoa; Chordata; Actinopteri; Syngnathiformes; Syngnathidae. Gene Ontology annotation, cellular component: voltage-gated calcium channel complex; membrane. The transcript has 45 exons.